AUGGAGUUCCUGUUUGGGAAGAGGAAGACUCCGGAGGAGAUGCUGAGGCAGAAUCAGAGAGCGCUCAAUCGAGCCAUGAGAGACCUGGACCGAGAGCGAAUGAAACUGGAGCAGCAGGAAAAGAAGAUCAUUGCUGACAUAAAGAAAAUGGCCAAACAGGGACAAAUGGACGCUGUCAAGAUCAUGGCCAAGGAUUUGGUUCGCACAAGGCGCUAUGUCAAGAAGUUCAUCAUGAUGAAAGCUAACAUCCAGGCAGUCAGCCUAAAGAUUCAGACGCUCAAGUCCAACAACAGCAUGGCACAGGCUAUGAAAGGCGUCACCAAAGCCAUGGCCACAAUGAACAGACAGUUGAAACUGCCUCAGAUUCAGAAAAUCAUGAUGGAGUUUGAGCGACAGAGUGAGAUCAUGGACAUGAAAGAGGAGAUGAUGAAUGACGCCAUUGAUGAUGCCAUGGGUGAUGAAGAUGAUGAGGAGGAGAGUGACGCCAUCGUGUCCCAGGUGCUGGACGAGCUGGGACUGAAUCUGUCCGAUGAACUGUCAAGUAAGAAAAAUCCAACGCUGUGGUCACAGUCAGGAAAAUGCUACAUGUGCAGGGCUGAGGUUUGCUAG
Messenger RNA from Monopterus albus (swamp eel), 609 nucleotides. RefSeq names its product charged multivesicular body protein 2A (gene chmp2a). The transcript has 4 exons. NCBI's taxonomy places the organism in Eukaryota, Metazoa, Chordata, Actinopteri, Synbranchiformes, Synbranchidae. Bases 1 to 609 code for a protein of 202 amino acids. The record is from RefSeq and is a predicted model, not a curated record. Gene Ontology annotation, biological process: vacuolar transport.